Messenger RNA from Phytophthora sojae, 951 nucleotides. RefSeq lists its product as hypothetical. The annotation marks the transcript as partial. The transcript is spliced from 2 exons. The record is from RefSeq and is a predicted model, not a curated record. Lineage: Eukaryota; Oomycota; Peronosporomycetes; Peronosporales; Peronosporaceae.
GACAGGUUUUAUGACUCGCGACUUGUGCACGUCUCGAGUCUCGGUGGGCAGGCGUUGCGGGUGGCCCCGACUACCAAAAAUGCCCACUUAUCGGGGCAAAUGGACCACGUGCCACGCGUGUUACUUAUAGAGAAGGUUGCUAAGCAGCAGUUAGCGAUUGAGAGUUUCCUGCGACGCGAGGGCUUUCAGUGGGACCUCGCUAGCAGCGGAGAGCAGGCCGUGUCAAACUUUACUCGCCAGCCCACCUCAAGUGCCACAGGCAGUAAUGGCCCCGCUGCUGGCUACGAGCUGAUCAUGCUAAGUGACUCGUUGACCGACAGUGAUGUCCGGGCCAUCGACCGGUUUGUCGGCCCGAAAGAGCGCACCAAACGGAAGUCAGGACUAAGAGCCCUGGUUUGCGUGGUGAUCUCUGCUGCUGGAUACGACGUUGCGUUCUCAAAGACGAUGUGCCAAGCGUGUCGCCGAGCUCAAGGGCGUCGAGUGAGUCGAGAACUUGUGGCUUCAGCAGAGCGAGCCACUCGCGAGCCCCCGUUGAUGGCCUGUCCCCACUGCAGCCUGGUUACCGAGUCAAGUGGCAAGACAGCUCUGUUGUCGCCGGUUCUCGCUGAAAUGGCCCAGGCCCUCGUGUACAAGAGCGUCAAGGCCGCAACACUGCAUCGACUCGCUGAACUCUGGGCUGCGGAUACAGGGGGAAGCAGCUCGACCCCUCCUUCGCGCCGUGGCCCCCGGCACUACGGAGAAACUCAUCUGGGUCUGACCCCGUUUUCGUUCUUUGCCGAGGUGGACAAGCAGAUCGCCGCGGCCAAGCGCGGCGCGUUCUUACCCGAGCACCGCACCCCCGAAAUGGCUCUCAGCGCCAAGGACACGGUGCUCUCACAGCAGCAUGGGCGUCAAGCCGCAGAAGGCAUGAGCGUGCUUCAGCUGGACCAGGUGCGAUCUGCAUCUGCCUAA